CAAAAAUAUACCCAACUUUCUCUUGUUCUCCUCUUCCACCAUGUUGCUUGCCCGACCCCUCAGACUUGCGGGCAUCGUUCAGCUCGCUACUGCAAUCGCACUGACUCUCGCAGCAGGCUCAGAACCAGAUCAUUCAAAGCACAAUGCCGUCCAGCUAGAAGAAUCGCUCGUCAAGACCUGCGAUUUCAAGAUCGGAGGUCAUCACUUCAAGCUUUGUCCGCUCUUCGAGGGAGAUUGGAAGUCAAGGUUCAAGCAGCUUGAAUGGGAGGAGCAGACGCCACCCACAGUGACGAAGACGGUCUACAAGAUGAGCCUGGCAGGACCGCUGAAGGUGGACAAAACUCUACCAGAGCACGAACAGUGCCCUCCGGGUACAUGGGUCUGCAAGACAACAAUAAAUACUCGACCGGACCACCGCUCGGAAGCGCCAAGGAUCCUUUCGGUCGUUCCUGUCGUAGGUGACAUUGAGGAGAACAAGAAUCAAGAGGAACAAUUUGGGGUGUUCGCCCAAUUCGGCCAAUCAUGGUCUCAGCGACCUGAUGAUGAUCUACCACCAUUAUGGAUCCGUAUGCAGGGCGGAUCCUACGUCAACGAGCCACAACGAGCAUUGAUCAAUCUCAGGUGCAAUGACACGGUCGAAGAGUCCGACCCACGCUUCUCUAUGACAUUCAGAGGCACCCACUUCUUCACCUGGACUACCUCCCAUGCCUGCUCCCACCUGCACAAAAGCAACUCUGGAGGAAGGACAGGACCACAGCAUCCUGACAAGCCUGAUGCGCCUCCCGCCGAUAUUGAUACCCCCGAGGAGCUUCUUCCUCCGGAUAUGUCCCUCUUCCCGUCUCGUUCCACGACCAGCAUCGCGCUUAGUAUACUGGCUGCGUUCCUUUUGCUCACCUACCUAGUCCUCCACCCACCACCUCUCCUUCGUCGCCUCCUCUCUCCUGCUCUCACUCCCGUCGUACGUCGUCUCCGCCGCUCUCGCUACGCCACUUUCAACACCAUCGGCGAAUCCAAACUCCUUCGUUGGGCUCAAGAAGACCUUGCCAUACCUGGAGACGAUGAUUACACGGACGAUAUGGUCAACGGAAGUGGUGGGAAUGCGUGGUUCAGUGCGGGUACGGGUGCUGCAGGGAGGGGACUGGAUAGCGAGGAGAUCCCUCUGACGCCUAGCCCGAAGAAGAUGAGCUUUGCGGAUUAUGGGGCUGCUGGGCGAUAGAUCGCUCGCCCUUCGGGAACACUUAUUUUGCUGUGUCUCGGUCUUCCGCAUAGCGCAAGAAACUCGAUAAAGCUGCGCAUGCCGAACAGGACGAGGAGAAGGAUGUAGAGACAACGUUGAAUGUUUGGUCUUUUGUACUAUUAUCUUCUACUCGGUAUAUAUGCUUUCGCUGUGUGUAUGUAGAUCUAGCUAUUUCCUGGUAGUCUUCUGUAAAAUGUAUGGUAAAGGAACGAUACACAAGUUCUGCAUC
Stereum hirsutum FP-91666 SS1 is the source of this 1466-nucleotide messenger RNA. RefSeq lists its product as uncharacterized. The transcript has 6 exons. NCBI's taxonomy places the organism in Eukaryota, Fungi, Basidiomycota, Agaricomycetes, Russulales, Stereaceae. The coding region runs from base 41 to 1216 and encodes 391 amino acids. The record is from RefSeq and is a predicted model, not a curated record.